CCCAGGCUGAGGGCUCCGGCAUUCACAGGCCUGGCCUUCUUGCCUCUCUUUGGUAGCUCUGAGCUUGCUCUUCUCUCUCAGCCAUGAUUGCCAGACAGCAGGGUAUCCGGGCUGGGUCCCGGGGCUUUAGCAGUGGCUCAGCUAUCAUUGGUGGGGGCAAGAAGGUUGCCUUCAGCUCGGCCUCCGUGUCUGGGGGUGCAGGCCGCUGCUCAUCUGGGGGUUUUGGCAGCAGAAGCCUCUACAACUUCAGGGGGAACAAGAACAUCUCCUGUGGCAUGGCUGGGUCCCGCCAGGGUGCCGGCUUUGGGAGUGCUGGGGGCUUCAGCACUGGCGGCUUUGGUGCUGGUUUCGGUGUUGGCGGCUUCGGUGGUGGAUUUGGAGGCUCCUUCAGUGGUCGGGGUGGUCCUGGCUUCCCGGUGUGCCCCGCUGGAGGGAUUCAGGAGGUCACCAUCAACCAGAGUCUGCUGACCCCACUCAGCGUGGAGAUUGACCCCGAGAUCCAGAAAGUCCGGACGGAGGAGCGUGAGCAGAUCAAGACCCUCAACAACAAGUUCGCCUCCUUCAUCGACAAGGUGCGGUUCCUAGAGCAGCAGAAUAAGGUCUUGGAGACUAAAUGGAAGCUCCUCCAGCAGCAGACAACCACCACAUCCAGCAGAAACCUUGAUCCCUUCUUUGAAACCUACAUCAGUGCCCUGAGGAAGCAGAUAGAUGCCCUGGGCAAUGAAAAAUCUCGUCUGCAGUCGGAGCUGAAGAUGAUGCAGGACAGCGUGGAGGACUUCAAGACCAAGUAUGAAGAUGAGAUCAACAAACGCACAACUGCAGAGAAUGAUUUUGUGGUGCUCAAGAAGGACGUGGAUGCUGCCUACAUGAACAAGGUGGAGUUGGACGCCAAGGUGGACAGCCUUAAUGAUGAGAUCAACUUCCUGAGGGUCCUCUAUGAAGCGGAGCUGUCUCAGAUGCAGAGCCAUGUCAGUGACACCUCUGUGGUCCUGUCCAUGGACAACAACCGUGACUUGGACCUAGACAGUAUCAUCGCUGAGGUCCGUGCACAGUAUGAGGAGAUUGCCCAGAGGAGCAAAGCCGAGGUGGAGGCCUGGUAUCAGACCAAGGUCCAGCAGCUUCAGACCUCAGUGGACCAACAUGGGGACAAUCUGAAAAGCACCAAGAAUGAGAUCUCAGAGCUCAACCGGAUGAUCCAGAGGCUACGGGCAGAGAUUGAGAAUGUCAAGAAGCAGUGCCAGGCUCUGCAGACGUCUGUGGCUGAUGCAGAGCAGCGUGGGGAGGUGGCCCUCAAAGAUGCCUACAGCAAGCGGACAGAGCUUGAGGCUGCCCUGCAGAAGGCCAAAGAGGAGCUGGCCCGGAUGCUGCGCGAGUACCAGGAGCUCAUGAGCGUGAAGCUGGCCCUGGACAUUGAGAUCGCCACCUACCGCAAGCUGCUGGAGGGCGAGGAGUGCAGGAUGUCUGGAGAAUGCCAGAGUGCUGUGAGCAUCUCUGUAGUUGGUGGUAGUGUCAGCACUGGAGGCAUUGGCGGAGGAUUAAGCAUCGGCGGAGGAUUUGGCCUGGGCGGUGGUUUUGGCUCUGGCUCCGGAAGCGGCUUUGGGUUUAGUGGUGGCGUCAGCGGCAGUUCUGGUGGCAAGAUCAUCUCUUCUACUACCCUGACCAGAAGAUCCCAACUAUAAAGAAGAUGAGGUCCCCACAGGCCCCUGAGUCGGGCCCAGCCCAGCCCUUGUGUCUGCACUUCUUUACUUCACCUCCGCCUUCCCUUCCUGGUGCUUGUCUUACCAGGGUCACCUGCACUCUCCCCUGGGUUCUCUCCGCUCCGAGGUGCUCUUUGUGCCUGGGACAUGGAUUCUGUCCUCUUGGAAUUUGGUGACUGCUUCUCAACUUGGGCCUCAAGACCCAUGUGGAAUGAGAGCACUGUCGGCCUUCACUUCCCAUGGACAGAGGAGAAUAUGAUCAGGAGCUCCAUCUCUAGGACUGUCAGGGGUAUACAUGUCCCCAUCCCAGCCCAGGGCCGUCCCCCACCAGAUCCUGGAUAUCUGUCAACAUCACAAUCGAACUCAUUCUCCAUCACUUGGCAGCACCUGGCUCUGCAGGGUCAGGACAAGAGCUGCUCAGCGUUCCAUUCAGCUCUUCUCAUUCUUUCUGUCCAGCUUCAGGUGACUGUUUAAUAAAAUGCUUCUGUCAUUCAUUCUGA
Messenger RNA from Chinchilla lanigera (long-tailed chinchilla), 2197 nucleotides. RefSeq names its product keratin 4, type II (gene Krt4). The record is from RefSeq and is a predicted model, not a curated record. The transcript has 9 exons. Gene Ontology annotation, molecular function: structural constituent of skin epidermis. Gene Ontology annotation, cellular component: keratin filament. NCBI's taxonomy places the organism in Eukaryota, Metazoa, Chordata, Mammalia, Rodentia, Chinchillidae. The coding region runs from base 84 to 1679 and encodes 531 amino acids. Gene Ontology annotation, biological process: keratinization; intermediate filament organization.